CAGCUAAAUAUUUUCAUGCCACACAAUAUAUUUUGCUAAUAUAGUUGAAAAAUGUAGUCCCUCAGCCCUCUAGCAUUAUUCCCAGUACAAAAACAGUUCAGUCCCUUAAUUCAAAGAAAACCAAAAAACAAAAAAAGAAGGAAAAAAGGAGAUUAAAAAUGUGUGUCUGAUUUUGGUAAGAGGUGUGAAGGAACACUACAAAAACAUAUCACGAGUCAUUACAAGACAAAGCCAACCUCUUCUCUUCCCCCAUCUCACUCCUCCUCGUAGCUACAUAGCCUUCUCAUCUAUUUUCUACACCUCUCACUUUCUCUGCCACUCUUUUCUAUAAAAUAAAAAUAAUAAAAUUCAGAGCCUUAUUUGCAAAAGCAAGCCCCUCAAAUUUCAGUGCAUUUUUCUCUGCUUGCUUUUCCCAACCAUGGUUCUUAAGCAGUCCUUGAAGUUUGUUCUUGCCCUCUCUUUUCUUGUCCUCUACUUUGAUUCCAUCCAUGUAAAUGCCCUUAACAUUGGUGUUCAAGCCACAGAUGCCUCUAUUGUUCUGAGUAAGGAUUGCAGUAGACAGUGUGAGUCAGAGUUCUGUACAGUGCCUCCAUUUUUAAGAUAUGGAAAGUAUUGUGGACUCUUGUACAGCGGAUGUCCAGGGGAGGAACCCUGUGAUGGCCUUGAUGAAUGUUGCAUGAAGCAUGAUGCCUGCGUUCAAUCUAAGAACAAUGAUUAUCUAAGCUCAGAGUGCAGCCAACAGUUCCUAAAUUGCAUGGCCGAAUUCAGAAACUCAAAAGGGAAAACGUUUAAUGGGAACACAUGUCACGUUCAAGAUGUUGUUGAAGUUAUAACUCUUGUCAUGGAAGCUGCAUUAGUUGCUGGAAGAUAUCUUCAUAAGCCUUGACACAGAGAGAUAACGAGAGAGAGAGCUUGCAGCUCUUCUCUCUUCUUAUUGUUUCUGAAGUCUUUUUUUUUUCUUUCUUUUUUCAUGUUCUUUCUUCUUGCAUAGGUGGACAGCACAUGCCCUUAUGCCUUUACUUAAAAUUUUCACAAAAAUUUCAUUGCACAAUUCUCUCACCGAAACCAGCAUAUUUUUCAUUCCUUGUGUCUUUGCUUCAGGGGAGGGGGGAAAAUGAUUGAAAUGGGAAGAAGUGAAGAUUGUAAAUUUCAUUUGAUACUUCAAUUUUGUAGAUUUUCAAGUUGAUAUGGUAUUUUAUCCCUCUCCCUUUACCUAUUGCAAA
Messenger RNA from Prunus persica (peach), 1223 nucleotides. Its product is annotated as phospholipase A2-alpha. Gene Ontology annotation, molecular function: calcium ion binding; A2-type glycerophospholipase activity. Gene Ontology annotation, biological process: lipid catabolic process; phospholipid metabolic process; arachidonate secretion. The coding region runs from base 419 to 886 and encodes 155 amino acids. The record is from RefSeq and is a predicted model, not a curated record. The transcript has 4 exons. Lineage: Eukaryota; Viridiplantae; Streptophyta; Magnoliopsida; Rosales; Rosaceae.